AAGAGUUUUCCAUUGCCUUGGCAAUAAACCAAGCCAUUGCUAAAGGGAAAGUCUCGGCUCCAGUAGUCAUCAGUAGAGAUCAUCAUGAUGUCAGUGGGACAGACAGCCCCUUCAGGGAGACCUCCAAUGUUUAUGAUGGCUCUGCCUUCUGCGCAGACAUGGCAGUGCAGAAUUUUGUUGGUGAUGCAUUCCGUGGCGCCACAUGGGUUGCUUUGCACAAUGGAGGCGGAGUUGGAUGGGGAGAAGUGAUAAAUGGUGGUUUUGGAUUGGUUCUGGAUGGUUCUGAAGAGGCAGGACAGAGAGCUAGACUAAUGUUGAACUGGGAUGUCUCUAAUGGGGUGGCACGGAGAUGCUGGUCAGGCAACGCUAAUGCUUAUGAGGCAAUUCAACGUACCAUGGAGGAUCAGAGUCAGCUAAGAGUCACAAUGCCCAACCCAGUACAGGAAGAACACAUUCUGGAUCAUGCACUGCUGGGAUAAACUAAACUCCACAUUUAAAUAAUAAAUUAUGCAUAUCUUAUCUUACCAGGAAAAAAAAAAGUUCACAAGUACUGUUCUAUUCACUCAGGAAAGAUGGACAAUCGAAUGCAUAGACUGUAAUAUAUACUGUAAUAGACUCUGAACUAGUCCAUUAUUUACUUUUACUUUUGAAUUUGAUGUCAUAAAUGAUUACAAUUAAAAGCUAUAAUUGUUCGGUUUUGAAAAUGUAUUUCAGUGAAUUGAUUUAAAUUAAGUAAUUGAGGUACCUGAUGUGUAUUUUAUAUGGUUAUAAAAUAAUAAGCUCCCAUAAAGGUAAAAAUGGUCCUGAAAAAUAAAUUACAAGGGGCCAAAUUGUAAGUAGCCUACCUAUUUGGCACUAUUGCAAUUAUAGCUAGUAAAUGUCAAAUGUUAUUGUGGUAGUAUCGUGCUACAAACAAAAGUAUUAUUCAGAUGCAAAACUUGAAGUUUGUUUGACCUUUGAGUCAGAAUGGGAGUCAUGGAUACAAAUGUCAACAUGCCACCAAUAGACUUUAGUUAACACAGCUUCAAGAAACGAGUGGCGUUUCAAAUUGUAAAAAUCAUGAUAUGUUACACUUUAGCGUCCUCUUUAUUUUAAUAUCUUUAAGAUUUUUUCUUACAUAGAGCCAAAAAUUCAAUAAUGGCUCUGGGGACGGAGUGUUUACUGGGUGAACAGACGCUGGAAGAGGAAUUCAGGCGGUUAAAAAAACGUGAUUUGACAGAGAAUUACCUAUUUCAAAUGGCAUGUGGCUCGUUUAAACCACAAAAAUGCAGUGGAAGUGCCUUUAGGAACCAUAUCAUGGAAAGGGUAAAAAUCUCUCCCCCGACUCGACCGCAACCGAAGCAUUUUGACGCGGCUCGACCUGCAAUACCUACAUCAGACAUCAGAGGCGCUGCUGAAUUCUACACGCGCUUGCCUGGAGACAAGCCCGCGGAACACCCGGACUGGAUCCGCGACAGGAAAGCGUUUAGAGAAGCGCUUGACGGUAUGGGAGAUCUGCGCAGAUGGCUCCAUAAUAAACCGAUUCUCACCGAACUGGAGGUUCUCAUCACGGAACGAGACAGUCAAGAUAAGCGCAUGACAUCCCCUUCAAAAACAAUAAUUUUCCCUCCUCAACCAGAUGUUACAACUUCUCCGCGUGCACUCAGGCGUGAAGUUGAAGAAGUGAAGAGCUUUCUGCGCGCUCCCGAAGCAUGCAAUCUCUCCAAAUUCUUGGACUCGUAUGGGACUAGUAAAUUAAAGCGUGUAGAUCUCUGUGCUCUGUUUAAGAAGGAAGGCCUCUUCAUACAGCCUGAGCGAAUGAACGUGCUGAUGUCCUCAUUAAAUAGUGAGGAUGGAAACUCGGUAACUGUGGAAAACCUGGCUGUUGGGAUCCAGGCCUGGAACGGAAAGCAUCGGGAAAGGGAAGAACACAAAUCAAAUGCUGGUUGGAACGCAGACCAUGAGAAAGCAACUUGGACAAGACACCAUCUUCCAAUACAUGCAAUUUCAGAGGAGAAAGAUGAUGAGAUGGGCAUGCAGGACGUGGAGGUGCUGGCGAUCAUGAGGAGAGUUUUGGCAGCCACCAAGACCUCUUGUCCUUCUUCUCUGGGUGGCAGUAUGGGAAGAGAAGUGGAUCGUUUUAGGACACUUUGUUUUAGAGAAUACCUCAAAUCUAUUGAGCAAUGCCAACGUCAGGGGCUUAAUGUGAGCCAAGCCACUCUACAGAAAGUCUUGUUGCACCCUGUUGACAUGAGCUUGUCUAGCAGCUCCAAAUUGGGAGGAAAAGGUCACUUGUCUGGCUGUGGUGGACAAGAACAAGUCCUGACAUUACUCAGGACAUCCAAAACACACCGAGUUGAAGGUGGAGCAAAAAAGGGCCAUAAAGCGAUGAAGAAGCAGUCAAUUUGCUGGGCGGACCCUAAUGCCUUCUGGCCAGGAAAGGAAGAUCAUGUGCGCUUGUUUCUGCCUGUAGUGACAAACUCUCCUGCAAAGGUUUUAUUUCAGCGUAUUGAACGUACUGUUGCGCCAAGUCCCGGAAACUGGCCCGUAAAUCAUUUAGGAUACUCAACCUCUGGAGAUAUAGAAGCUCGCAAGAUGUACUCUCUCUAGAACAUUUUUGACUGUAUUGAAUGUCUAUAUGAAGUCGACAUGAAACGGAAGUUGCAACAAAAUAAAUCGUUUAUACAAAGUA
Messenger RNA from Pimephales promelas (fathead minnow), 2671 nucleotides. The record is from RefSeq and is a predicted model, not a curated record. Lineage: Eukaryota; Metazoa; Chordata; Actinopteri; Cypriniformes; Leuciscidae.